Molecule: messenger RNA, 10862 nt
Organism: Ornithorhynchus anatinus (platypus)
Lineage: Eukaryota; Metazoa; Chordata; Mammalia; Monotremata; Ornithorhynchidae
Gene: OTOG
Product: otogelin
Exons: 54
Coding region: 21-9581 (3186 amino acids)
Biological process (GO): L-arabinose metabolic process
Cellular component (GO): extracellular matrix
Molecular function (GO): protein binding; alpha-L-arabinofuranosidase activity
Source: RefSeq, a predicted model, not a curated record
UCGGACAAGGGACGGAUCCGAUGGGAGACCCUGCGGCCGGUCCCGGACACCAGGAAUCUGACACCUCGAUUUAUUUGUCCUCCCACUGGGACAGACCACGCCGUAGCACCAAGUGUGAGCUACCCUAUUUGUUCUCGUGUUUCAACGGAGGAGAGUGUGUGAACCAGAGAUUCUGCGACUGCAGCCGGUUCAAUGCGACGGGGCCUAGGUGCCAGGCGGUGUAUAACUCAGGCCUGGAGAGAGAUAGCAUCUGCCGGACAUGGGGGCAGUACCAUUUUGAAACGUUUGAUGGACUCUAUUACUACUUCCCCGGAAAAUCCACCUAUGCGCUGGUGAGGCAGCAUGAGAUGGAGGAACAGAGUUUCUCGAUUCAGGUUCACAAUGACCGAGACUGCAGGUCCUUCCCCUACUCCUGCACACGUUCCAUCAGCCUCUUUUUUGCUGGAGAGGAAGAGGUCCGGUUAAGUGGCAACGUUACUUCCAAAGGCGUUGGCAUCCCGCUGCCGCACAUGUUGGGAAAGCUGCAGAUCCAGCGAGUCGCCGAAUACGUGAUAGUGAGACACCAGUUUGCUUUCACGCUGGCCUGGGAUGGCACCUCAGCUGUCUACAUUAAGAUGAGCCCCGAAUACAUCGGCAAAACCCAUGGAUUGUGUGGAAACAACAACGCCAUUCCCCAGGAUGACCUGCUGACCAGCUUUGGAAAAUUGACCGAAGAUGUGGCGGAAUUUGUGAACAGCUGGCAGGAAGAUCUUCCCAAAGAAGCUCCCUCUCAGAAUGUCUCCUUCCCCUUCCAGUCACCAUGUCUGGGGCAGAGCCAAGAGUCAAUGCAGGCAAUAUAUGAGCUGUGUGAGACUCUGCUGAGGUCUCCAUUUGAGAUGUGUCACAACUAUGUGAGUCCUCAUCCCUUUAUGGCUGCCUGCACCAGUGACCUUUGCCUGUCGGCGGCUGACAGCUCGGCGUGGUGCCGAGCGCUGACCGAGUAUGCCCGGGCCUGUGCCCACGCAGCCCGGCCACUGCACAGCUGGAGGGCACAGUUCCCCCUGUGCGCCAUCACCUGCGGGAACAGAGACUUCACCUACAACGAGUGUGUCACCUGCUGCCCGGUCACCUGCAGGCAGCAGGCUUCGUGUGUGGAGAGCGAGAUCGCCUGCGUGGACGGCUGCUACUGUGCCGAUGGUCUCAUCUACGAGAACGAGGGUUGCGUCCAGCCCACCGAGUGCCCCUGCGACUUCCAUGGGAGUUUCUAUCCGACGGGCUCGGUGGUGCACGACGACUGCAACAACUGUACGUGUGUCAGCGGGGCAUGGGUCUGCACUGACGCUGUCUGUCCAGCGGAGUGCUCUGUGACGGGAGACAGUCACUUCAUGACCUUCGAUGGACGCAGAUACACCUUUCCAGCUACGUGCCACUACAUCCUGGCCAAGAGCCACUCCUCGGGGGAGUUCACCAUCACCCUGCAGAAUGCACCAUGUGGGCUGAACCAGGAUGGAGCCUGUAUCCAGUCAGUCAAUCUCAUCUUGAACCAGGACCCCCGGAGGCAGGUGACGCUGACUCACUCGGGAGAUGUCCUCUUGUCUGACCAGUACAAGAUCAGCUUGCCCUACACCGAUGAGUCCUUUGAGAUCCGGAAGCUGUCCUCCAUCUUCCUGCAAGUGCGGACCAGGAUCGGGGUGCAGGUGAUGUACGACUGCGAGGGCCUGCGGCUCUACCUGCGGGUGGACGCCCGCUGGAAAGAAGACACCGUCGGGCUGUGCGGAACCUUCAACGGGAACAUGCAGGAUGACUUUCUGUCUCCGGUGGGAGUGCCAGAGAGCACCCCGCAGCUGUUUGGAAACUCCUGGAAAACAUUAUCUGCAUGCACCUCUGAGGGUCCAAGCCCUCCCAUGGACCCCUGUGAUGUGCACCUGCAGGCGGCUCCGUAUGCAGCAGAGUCAUGCAGCAUCCUCACCGGAGAGCUCUUUGCCCCGUGCUCCUCCUACCUCAGCCCCGUCUCCUACUACGAGCAGUGCCGCCGGGACACCUGCAAGUGCGGGCAGGUCUGCCUCUGCUCCGCCCUGGCCCACUAUGCCCACCAGUGCCGUCGCUACGGGGUCUCCGUCGACUUCCGGCCUCAUUUUCCAGACUGCACCGUGCCGUGCGAGGACACUCAGGAGUACAGUUCCUGCUCCUCCAGCUGCGGGCAGACCUGCCAGGCCCUCUCGGUGCCCGAGACGUGCAGCGGAGAGUGUGUGGAGGGCUGCGCCUGCCCCGCCGGCACCUACCUGCGCAGCGAGGCCGGGAGAUGCGUUCCCAGAAGCGAGUGCCCCUGCUAUUUCCAAGGAAUCCAAUAUCCACCUGGAGAAAAUAUCGUUACAUCCUUGGGCAACUGCCACUGCAGAGAUGGGAUGAUGAGCUGUGAUAGCAAAGCUGCCGCCUCCACCUGCCCCCCCGGCCAGGUGUUUGUGAACUGCAGCCAGCCACGAGCCACCGCAGGGCUGAGCAGAGAGAGGACCUGUGAGGACCAACUGUUGAACCUGACCGUCCCGGCGCACUUGCCCUGCCUCUCGGGCUGUGCUUGUCCACAAGGCUUGGUCAGACACGGGGACGAGUGCUUUGUUCCAGAAGAAUGCCCCUGCUCGUGGAAAGGGAAGGAAUACUUUCCAGGGGACAAAGUCCACUCCUCCUGCCAUACCUGCACCUGCCAACAUGGGUCAUUUCAGUGCACCUUCCACCCAUGCGCAUCCAUCUGCACGACAUACGGGGACAGGCACUUCCGUACCUUUGACGGACUCCCAUUUGACUUUGUUGGAACGUGUAAAGUGCACCUGGUGAAGGGGAUGUCAGACAUCAGUUUCUCAGUCAUUAUAGAGAAUGUGAACUGCUUCAAUACUGGAAUCAUUUGUAGGAAAUUUCUUUCCAUCAAUGUCGGGAAGUCUUUCGUCAUCUUUGAUGACGACACGGGUAACCCGGGCCCGGGCAGCUUCUUAGCUGAGGAGCAGCAGGUCCGUGUCUGGAAAGCCGGGUUCUUCACGCUGGUGCAUUUCCCCCAUGAACACGUCACCCUCCUGUGGGACCAGGGGACGACCGUCCACAUCCAGGCCGGGCCUCGGUGGCAGGGAGAGCUGUCAGGGUUGUGUGGAAAUUUUGAUUUGAAGACAGUCAACGAGAUGAGGACCCCAGAGAACUUUGACUUGACAAAUGCCCAGGAGUUUGGGAGCAGCUGGGCUGCAGGUGAGUGCGUGGACGGCUCUGAUACCCGGGACCCCUGCGGCCUGAACCCGCUCCGGGAGCCGUUUGCCAAGAAGGAGUGCGGCCUUCUGCUCGGCGAGGUGUUUGAGAUUUGCCACUCCGUGGUCGAUGUCACCUGGUUUUAUUCAAAUUGCUUGACAGACACAUGUGGUUGUAACCGAGGGGGCGACUGCGAAUGUUUCUGUACAAGCGUUUCGGCCUACGCGCACCAGUGCUGUCAGCACGGCGUCUCCGUGGAUUGGCGCUCCCCUAGGGUCUGCCCUUACGACUGCGAAUACUUUAACAGAGGCCUGGGGAAGGGUCCCUAUCAGCUGAUCAGCUACUCGGAAGGAGGCGUCCGGAUGGCAGCCAGGAGAUCGGGUGGUCCCGUGUUCCCGGCCCAGAGAGAACACCUUGUUCCAGGGGACACUGUGAGCUUCAGACUGACCGCCGGGAUGUACAAGUCCAGAACACAUGACCAGAGCCUGGUGUCAAUCGAAACAGCGGACCGACCCAAUUACUUUCUCCGGCUGGCCUCCAAUGACUCCCUGGCCCUCUCCAGGUGGGAGGCCACUGAAGCAUUCCAGAACCGGUCCACGUUCGCCGUCCACAGGAACACUUGGGUCAUGGGCUACAGCUCCUUCGAGUCCUUUGCCAAGCCAGGCUACUUCAUCCACAUCUCAGGCACCACGGUCUCCUUGAAGAAAUAUCAUCACUCAGAGGAGUUCCGCCUGUCCACUCUUUUUAAGCUUGUGGAUGCCGAGUUUCCGGCUCCGGCCCCGUCUGCCUGCGAGUGGCGCUACGACUCCUGCACGAGCCCUUGUUUCAGAACCUGCAGGGACCCCGAAGGAGACGACUGCCGGGAGGUUCCUAAAGUGGAAGGCUGUGUCCCUACAUGUCUUGAUCACAUGGUCCUGGAUGAAAUCACUCAGAGAUGCGUGUAUUUGGAAGACUGCAUUGAGGCCGCAGGUGCCCUCCCCUCCCCGGCCCCCACGGGCGGCGAGAGCUCUCGGCCGCCCAGCGGAGAUAUGACUUCCCCUCGGGAAGACGAAGCCGUGGACGCGGGGAUGGCUUGGCCACAAGCGAGCACCACCCAGGAGACCAGCCUCGGUCCCGGAGUGUCCAGGACCAAUGCCAGCCUCACACUAGCCCUCACCGCUACCAGCGCUGGGCCCCGGGCCCAUUCGCAGCCCGGCCCCUCCACGGUGCCCUUUCGGGAGACGCAUUUGCCUGUCAUCACGGGAGUUGCGGCUCGGACCUUGGCUACGGAGGAAACGGGAUUAGCCAAGACCUCUGGGAGCACUGCCCCUGCUCUCCCAGAGAAGACGACAGAGCAGGGAGUCUCUGAGCCAGUGUUUUGGCCCUCUGUCUCUCAGGCCCCCGCUACGGUGGAGCCGGGGGCAGACCGCUCCCCUUCCCCGGGCGCCAUUGCCCCCAGCCCCCCGUCCCCUACAGCCCUCCGAGUGACUCCAUCCGCAGCGGGGCCCAGCCCGGAGCCAACUACCGUGAAAAUGGCCCAAGUGACGCUGAUUUUAACCGGAAAAGCAACUCACUUCCCCGGCUCCUUCCCAACUCUCCCUUUCCCAGGAGUGACCUCGACUUCAGCCCAGCCCUCUCCUCCCACCAGUCCGGCCGGGCCCAGGCCCACAAAGCCAACGGCCACGUCCUCAUCUGGUGCAGAGCAUCCCGGGGCUGCGUCUGUGGCAACUGACGCCGUUUCUCCCGUAGAAGGGCCUCCGGGGACGGCUGCUGGGUCCUCAGCCCCAGCUGCCCCGACGUCGGCCCGGGACACCGGGCCCUCUUCUUUAGCUGCCACGUCCCGGUCCGUGUCACCGCCUGUGUCUGCCUCGGCUGCCGCAACCCGGCCCCCGUCCGUUGUGCCACCGUCUUCAGCCGCCGUUCCCCCGACCCGAUCUCUCGCUGCGUCUCCCUCGACUCCCGUGACCCCACCCCCGUCCCCGGCUGACUCUCUGCCCCCGGCUCCAGCUCUGACUCCCUCGGCUCCCACGACCCUGCCCACGAUUCCAGCCGGGUCUCUGCCCCUAUCUCCUGCUGUUUCCCCCUCAGCUCCCAAGACCACGUCCACAUCUCCGGCUGUCUCUCUGCCCCCACCUCCACUUCCGUCUCCCUCAGCUCUCACGGUCCCUUCCCCGUCGGCAGCCACCCCGUCCCCCCCUCCAUCUGCUGUGUCUCCUUCAGCUGCCGUGUCCUCAUCCCCGCCUCCUGCUCCGUCUCCCUCGGCUCCCACCUCCCCUUCCCAACCUUUAGGUACCCCAUCCUCUCCCCCAUAUGGUCCGUCUCCUUCGGCUGCCGCGUCCUCAUUCGCAUCUCCCGCCGUGCCUCCCUCGGCUGCUCCGUCUCGGCCCCCGUUCGCUGCCACCCCAACUCCGGCGGUCCUUUCGGCGCACGUCGUGUCCGCCGCCCCAGCUCAGCCACGGGCCCCUACCUUGACAGCUUCGACGACCGGGCGGGCCGACCAAACCCCAGAGGCCGUGGCCGCCCCAACCCGCUUGACCAAGCUGACUGCCAGCACGAGCUCCCGCACACCCUCCUCAGAGGCCCCAACAGGCACCCGGGCGCGGGACGCCGACACUCCGCUCCCCUUACACCACACGGAGGCAGAGGAGAUUAUGUCGCUGCCACCCCCGGAGCCCCACGAGGAGGGAAGGGUCCCCCACCCAGCAACACUCUUCCCCUCUAAGGCCUCUUCCCCAAGCCCUGUCACCCCUUUGACAAAACUGAUGACGCCCCUUCUCUCUCAGCCCCCCCAGAGCACCACUGCAACAAGCCCCUCGGUGAAGCUCGUCCCAGCUCUCUCCACAGCCCCGGAGGCCAAGGCCUCGGUUUCUGAAUUCCCCAAAUCACCUCUCCUCCUCCCUGAGCAGCUGCCCCUCACCAGAGCCCCUGUGACAGAGACGAUAACCUCAACGGCCUCUCGGCCCCCCGGGGUGACCAGCUCGGGUCCGGCUACUCCCUGGCCUCCUGCCCAGAUGCCUUUAACCCACACCGGCCCCUUUACCGGUCAGAGUUCUCCCACCCAGUCUGAAAAAGUGUUGGCUUUCUCCUAUCCGUUCCUGACCUCGCCGCGGCCAGUCGAGGCUGUCGGCCUCCCGGGUCCUCCCGCCCCGACGGUCCCGGCCCCCGUCCACCUCAUCGGUCAGGAAGCGCCUCUGUCUUCCGGCUCGACCUCCGCCCUGCGCUCGGACGCCCCGCCGUUAGUCCGGGCGCCCACCCCGGCGAGGUCCGCCGAAGCCGAGCCAACCCGGGCAUCCACGGCCGUGCCCGUCCCGAGUAAGAGCGUCACGGAGAGGAUGGCCGUGCCGUCCAAGCAGGCGCCUCCCUCGACCUCCCCGUCCGGCUCACCCCGGGAUGUGGGCUUGGGGCCACCCGCCAGACCGCUCCCUGUGGAGCCCGCCUCAGCCGAGGCAGGGCACCCGGAGGUUAUCUUGGACUUCAUCACGACGCCCCCACCUUCCUCGCAGCCCCUGCCUCUCGCUCCUCAGACCAUGAGGGUCUCUGUUCCUGGCAGGACCACCCCUCAGAGCCCAGAAUCGUACCCUGUGCCCUCUGAGUUCUGGGAGACUCCCGAGAUGUCAUCGACCCCCUCAGCUGCCUACCUGACCCCGGGGCCAGUCCACCCCGGCAUCCCUGGCGCCGCUGCAGGUCCCCCAGCUCCCCAUUUCCCAGCAGGACUGACUGGCGGGUCCACCCCCAAGCCAGCCGGAGGAGCGGAAGCAGCCCCGACGUGUGUGCCCGUCAUCGAGGCGGAGUGCGUCAGGCACCUCUGCCUGGAGGGCCAGCUCAUCCAGGUGAACCGAUCCCAGCACUGCCCCUUCAGCGCCGGGCCGCCCAGCUGCGGGCUCAGAGGGCCCGCCGUCCGUGCCCGCGGAGACAAGUGCUGCCCGCAGUGGGAAUGUGCAUGCCGCUGCUCCUUCUUUCCCGACCUGAACGUGGUGACAUUCGACGGGAACCAUGUGGCUGUAUUUAAAGAGGCCGCCUAUGUGGUCAUCCAGAGCCGAGACGAAGUGGUCACCGUCCACGUCAUGCACUGCGAGAGCGAAGCCCUGGGCCAUUUGAGUUCACGCCCACUGUGCCUGGCAAGGAUGAGUGUAACCCACCGGGACAACGAGGUCAUUGUGGACCGGCUCAACAGAAAAGUGACUGUGAACUCCAAGUUUGCCCUUUCCCCAGUCCAGAAAUAUGGGUUCAAGAUCAAGGACACUGGAAACAUGUAUGUGAUCAGGACACCCUUAAACAGUCGCAUUCAGUGGUUUCACAGCUCUGGGCUGAUGGUUCUAGAAUGGAACGGAACCAGAGAAUCCUCCACCAGAGGACUCUGUGGCUUCUGUGAUGGAGAAGUGGGGAAUGACCUCAUGCUGCCCAAUGGCACUGUCCUCGAAUAUGCAGAUGACCCAGCCACUUUUCUGGACAGCUGGCUGGUGCCCACCUCAUUGAAGUCUGAGGGCAAGGCCCGCUACCGCAAAGCCAACUGCUCCACCACAGAUUGCUCAGCCUGUGUCCAGAUGGUGUCCAACUGGACCUUCCGCCACUGCCAUGCUCACGUGUCCCCGAGAGAGUUCUGUGAGCUGUGGGUCCGGGACACAGAGCUCGUCCAGCACCCCUGUAUGGCGCUGACUGCCUACGUGGCCAUGUGCAACAAGUUUGAUGUCUGCGUGGAGUGGCGGAGCCCACAUUACUGCCCUUUUCCCUGCCCCGGAGACUCUGCCUACCAGCCCUGCCUGGCAGCGUGUGCCACGGCCCGGACGUGCCGGGAGAGCGACCAGGAGGUCCAGGAGACUGACCUGUGCCAGGGGCUUAGUGAGGGCUGUGUCUGUCCGGAGGGGACGUUGUUGCACAGACCCUACGCCCCUCUCUGCGUCCCCGAGGAAAAAUGUGCUUGCACGGACAGCUCAGGAGCCCCCCGGGCCCUGGGGGAAACCUGGAACGCCUCUCUCAGCGGCUGCUGCGUGCACCGGUGCGUCGACAACGAGACCGUCAUCCCCGUGGAGCCCCCCUGCCCCGAGCCCCCCCGGGGGUGCCGCCGCUUUGGGGAAGUGGCUUUGAUGCUGCCUAACGACCACUCCUGUUGCCCAAGGACCAUCUGUGUGUGCAAUCAAACACUGUGUGACAGUCUCAUCCCCGAAUGCAAGAGCUCGGAGAAACUAAUCCCGUCCUUCCGGGAAGAUUCUUGCUGCCCCAACUACGAGUGCGCUUGCGACCCGGAGAAGUGUGAGCCGGUGGGCCAGGCUCCCCGCUGCCGUCCGGACCAGACCCUGAUCGCCGGCUGGCUGGAGCACACCUGCUGCAUCUCCUACAUUUGCGCCUGUGGCGUUUGCUCAGAUCAGAUCCCCAGGUGUCAGGAAGGAGAGGUGCUCGUGGUGGAUGGGAACGUCACUGAGGAGCGCUGCUGCCCACCUUACCACUGCGUGUGUGAGAGUUUCCGGUGCCCCCGGAUCAGCUGUGGUGUGGGGACGGCUCUGGUGGAGGUGUGGAGCCCCGCGAGAUGCUGCCCCUAUCAGACGUGCGAGUGCAGAUGCGACACGAUCCCGGUGCCUCAGUGCCCCCUGGGGGAGAAGCUCCAGGUGGACAAGAAGUUCCGGGACGGCGUGGAGAAUGUCUGCGGCUGCACCACCUAUAAGUGCGUGAGGGAGCGGGUGUGCGUCAGCCCCGGGCGCGGGCUCCUGCGGCCCGGACAGACGGUCGUGGAGCGCGGCGCCGACGGCACCUGCCGCACCUCCCGCUGCACCCACGUCCCGGACCCGGAGACCGACUUCUAUCGGAUCGACACCACGUCCGUCGACUGCCACCUCAAGUGCACAGCCAACCAAGAGUACGAACCCCCGAGAGACGUGUCCACCUGCUGUGGGACCUGCAGGAAUGUGUCCUGCCUUCACACGUUCCCCAACGGCACGGUGUCCAAGUCGAAGCCUGGAACCUCGUGGAUUUCUAACUGUGUCAGAUAUGACUGCACCAGUACCGAGGUGGGGGCCGUCCUGGUCGACUCACCCGUCAGCUGCCCGCCCUUCAAUGAAACGGACUGCUUGAAGACUGGAGGGUAUGUGGUGCCUUUCCUGGAAGGCUGCUGCCGGACAUGCAAGGAAGAUGGAAAGUCCUGCAGAAAAGUGACUGUCCGGAUGACGAUCAGGAAGAAUGACUGCAGAAGUAACACGCCCGUGAACAUCGUGUCCUGUGAUGGGAAGUGUCCCUCCGCGAGCAUCUACAACUACAACAUCAACACUUACGCCCGCUUCUGCAAGUGCUGCCGGGAACUGGGCCUGCAGAGGCGCUCCGUGCAGCUCUACUGCACCAGCAACGCCACCUGGGUCACCUACACCAUCCAGGAGCCCACCGACUGCUCCUGCCAGUGGUCCUGAGGCUGCGGCGGGGACGACCCCUGCCAGGAGGCUCGGCCGCCAGCCCCUCCCCUCAGCCCCGGGGUUGCGACCCCACGGGCGGCCCCGACCAGCCCUCUCUCAACCGACCCUAAGAACGAGGCACAAUCCGGUGAGCUCCAUCUCAUCCCCUCCUCCUGGCCCCAGUCGAAGUGACCGAAGUGACCUCGGACGGCUCUGCUGCCGUCAGCACUCGGAAGAGACUCCCGAGGUGGAAGUUUGUGUCAGUGGUGUUCUGGAUUGGGGUGAUGGGUGUCAACUCUUCCCGGGAAACCUUGUAGCCUCACAUGGAAUCCAGUAACAGUUUUAAGGGAGGGGUCCCCUGCUCUGUCAGGGAGAGUUUGAGUAGAGUGCAGUCCAGAGGCACGGGGAUGGACUGGACCAUCUCUUAAAGGCCUAAUGAGCCUGGCCGAUGCUGUAAAAAUGCCACUCCCGAAGAAUUCCCCACUCCUAUACAAUCCCCCACUCCUGAAGAAUUCCCCACUCCUAAGGCUGCCGGAAGCAUGGGCUGGACUGCAGGUGAUGAGGUUGGGAAGAGAAAGGAUGAGUCAAGGAUGAGCUUUGAGUGGCUAAUCCGAGAAUUUGGAUUUGGCUUUCUCAAUGAGGCGGACCUGAGGGCAGAAGAGGAGGAAACAGGCUCUGACUGUAACUAGAGGGGCAGAGAUAUGGGGAAUUCCUUCCCUUUCUGGAUGGGGACCUCACCAAAGGCAGCUCCUUUAAACUCUAAGCUCGCUGUGGGCAGGGAACGUGUCUACCAACUCUGUUAUAUUGCACUCUCCCAAGUGCUCAGUACAGUGCUCUGCACACAGUAAGCCACUUAAUAAAUAUGAUUGAUUGAUUGAGUGGAAGGCUGAGGGACAUUAUGAAUUUUUCUCCUCCUCCGGAGAGGUUUGUCAAGAGCAACCCAUCUUUGCAGUUCCAACUGGAAGCAGGGCAGUGGACUACCUGACUUUGAACCCUUAGAACCCUAGACUUCUAUGACUCUAAAUUCCAAGUAGUGAAUCCCAGGAAACUAUUUACUCUGUAGAUUUGUACAUACUCUUCCCUGGUGUCAAAGGUGAUUUUGCUCAUGUAUUCCUGAGAGCAGCCAAUAAAUAUCUUGAGCACAGUCUUGAGGGAUAGAAAUGAUUUAUUCUUCGCAAAUAUGUCAAACUAAAAAUAUUCAGCUCGUGAAAAAAGGUUAUUUUCUAUUUUCAGAGAUGAUGUAAUUCCAAGUAAACCCGCCCCCUCUCCAAAUGUUAUGGUAAAUUUUUUUCUCAUUUC